Messenger RNA from Amyelois transitella, 1346 nucleotides. Its product is annotated as pleckstrin homology domain-containing family A member 3. Lineage: Eukaryota; Metazoa; Arthropoda; Insecta; Lepidoptera; Pyralidae. The transcript is spliced from 5 exons. The record is from RefSeq and is a predicted model, not a curated record. Gene Ontology annotation, cellular component: recycling endosome; early endosome; trans-Golgi network. Bases 88 to 723 code for a protein of 211 amino acids. Gene Ontology annotation, biological process: endosome organization; retrograde transport, endosome to Golgi; receptor recycling.
UGACAUUCAAUUAAUUGACAUUUCACAUCCAACACCAACAAAACAAAUUCAAUAAGAUUUUCGAGAAAAUUACAAAUCCGAUAAAAUAUGGAAGGAAUUUUAUGGAAAUGGACAAAUUUUUGGAAUGGCUGGCAAACCAGAUGGUUUAUAUUGGAAAAUGGUAUUCUAUCUUAUUAUAAAUCACAGGAAGAAGUAAAUCAAGGCUGCAAAGGUUCAGUAAAAGUAUCUGUGUGUCAAAUAAAUGUUAACAAUUUGGACAACUUAAGACUCGAUUUAGUGAUACCAGGACAGCAGCACAUGUACCUCAGGGCUCCUUCUCCACAAGAUCGACAGAAAUGGCUUGUAGCAUUGGGUAGUGCGAAAGCUUGUGUUGAUUCCAAAGAAAUAAAAGUUGCAGUGUUAGAAGAUACCAAUUCCUUGAGUCACAAGAAAUCUGAACUUCAAUUGUAUUGUGAUCUCAUGAUGCAACAAGUCCAUGACAUCAAAAGUGCAGCUACAGCUGAAGGUGGACCAGAGUUACAGAAAAUAGAUGAUGCGUCAAGUCUUCUUACUGCAACAUGUGAUACAUUCGUCAGGACUUUAGAAGACAUUAUGAAACUAGCUAACACUACUUCAUCAAGUUUAUUGUAUGAAAUGCCUGUACCAAAUUUAGCAUCUAAAAUAAAUGGACCCAAAGCACCACGUCAAAGUAUAAGCAGAUCUUUAUCACAGGAAAAUAGAUGAAAUGUGUUGUGUAUUAAUGUAUUUAUAAAAACAUAAUAAAUUUAUAAACAAUACAGUAUUGCUGUAGAUCUUAGAACCUUUUCACACUGCAAUAUUUUUCCAUGUGAUUUUGCAACAGAUUGGGAUGACCAUAUUGGACCUAGAAAACUGCAAUAGAUUGUAUAUUAUAGCUGGAGCGACACUAGUAAUGAUCAUUAGUGAUUUGAUUUCAAAAAUGUCAGUACAAUGAGGUAUAAAUUCAACAAUAACAAUCGCGUGAAAUGUUGCAGUGUGGAGAGGGGGGCCUUAGGCUGAUGAAAAUGUUUCCCCUGUGCCUAAUAUCUAGGGAAUCUAUAUCAUCUUGAUGAUCUGAUAUUUUAGUUAAAAUUAAAUUAAAAAAAUAUAUCAAAGGUAAAAAUAUUGACUUCCUUGACUAAGUAAUUAUUUUUAAUUUACAAAAAGAAACUUCAAAAUGGAGAUCGAUCUAAAAACUGUUUUAUGAACUCACCAUAGAAAUUAUGUGUUCCAUAUUAGGAAACUUAAGAGCUGGGCGCUACUUUUAUCUAGAAAGUGUUAAGAAGUCAUUACUUUAUUCACUGUAAACAUAGUACUUAAUUUGAGAAAUAUGUAUAAUUGCUAUUUUA